AUGUACAAUUGGCCAUUCCCGAUCACUCUCACCAUGAUCCACAUGGCCUUUUGCUCCUCCCUCACCGUCCUCCUUAUCAAGGUCUUCAAAUUCGUCGAGCUAGUUUCAGUGUCCCGUGAGAUGCUCAAAGCCCUAAUGCCGGUCGCCGUCUACUCAAUCGGAGUCCUCCUCAAUAAGGAAUCCUUCAAAUCGGAGACGAUGACCAACAUGCUCUCGAUCUCCUUCGCGGCGAGGCUAAAUUCGACACAUGGGGAGUGA
Messenger RNA from Microthlaspi erraticum, 258 nucleotides. The record is from the annotation of a GenBank genome assembly. Lineage: Eukaryota; Viridiplantae; Streptophyta; Magnoliopsida; Brassicales; Brassicaceae.